AUGGAGGAUGAGGACGUGGCGAUCUGCUUGUUGUGCAGCCUCCCCAAGAGAUGCGAGAACGUCGUGCUGGACUUGGAGAUGAGCAGCGCGGAACUGCGGACGCAAGACGUCGUGAAAGUGCUGACGAUUGAGCACAUCAAGAGACAAGGAAACAAGACGACAUCGGUGAAGACUGAAGAAGCGACCAAGGCCUUCAGUACCGAGCGUGAGGUUCGUCAGUGUACGUUCUGCGGAAAGUUGGGGAACACGGUGGAAAAGUGCUGA
Molecule: messenger RNA, 264 nt
Organism: Peronospora matthiolae
Lineage: Eukaryota; Oomycota; Peronosporomycetes; Peronosporales; Peronosporaceae
Source: the annotation of a GenBank genome assembly